GAGGUCCAUGCUCACCGGCAUGUCAGCUCCUUCCUACGCUGUACCAGGCCGCGGGCAUGGCCGGAUCCCUCCACCGGGCUGCCCUGCCGGGACCCGGAAGAGGAGAGCUGCGCCGAGGUGCAUGCGACCUGCGCCAAAGUGCCUAAGGCUCGCUCGCUGGGGAUGGGUUCCCAGUCUGGCCGUGGCUCUAGGGCAGUGUCUGAAAAGAACCACGGGUGA
Molecule: messenger RNA, 219 nt
Organism: Effrenium voratum
Lineage: Eukaryota; Dinophyceae; Suessiales; Symbiodiniaceae
Source: the annotation of a GenBank genome assembly